Messenger RNA from Penicillium malachiteum, 2061 nucleotides. Its product is annotated as Zn(II)2Cys6 transcription factor. NCBI's taxonomy places the organism in Eukaryota, Fungi, Ascomycota, Eurotiomycetes, Eurotiales, Aspergillaceae. Gene Ontology annotation, biological process: positive regulation of transcription by RNA polymerase II. The record is from RefSeq and is a predicted model, not a curated record. The coding region runs from base 1 to 2061 and encodes 686 amino acids. Gene Ontology annotation, cellular component: nucleus. Gene Ontology annotation, molecular function: DNA-binding transcription factor activity, RNA polymerase II-specific; zinc ion binding; transcription cis-regulatory region binding. The transcript is spliced from 4 exons.
AUGGGCCAAUUUGCCGCGAGCUCCACUUCCACGGUUUGCCGGCAUUCUCUUCCCCACACCCGAUUUCCCCCCGCCCUGACCUCGACUCGAUCAUAUUUUCUUGAUGCGCUCCUUCUCUGCGUCAUGGCAAAGCCGCAGGGCGCUAUGCGGCACAAGCGCAAGUCCCGAGGACGCGGACUUCGCGCGACUACUGGUUGUCUAAUCUGCAAGAGGCGACACGUCAAAUGUGAUGAGGUACACCCUCAAUGUGGUCCCUGUGCAAAAGGCCAGCGACCCUGCAUGUAUGCACCCCGCGACUCCCCAUACGACCGCCCCUCGCCGGCAGAGGGGAAUGCCUCCCGGUCCCCCACAGAUUUGCCAACUAUAGAUAUAACAAACGACCGGAGCUCUUUGCACGAACCUUUGCAGAUCCUGGUCGAUGCUUGCGACCAAGAACAACCUAUUCAGUAUACCAGUCCGCAUUCAGAAUCGCAGCAUGCGACCGACACUAUCGUGCCCGAUAACCCUGCGUCUGCGGGUGCCGUUGUGCCGACCGCAAGAUCCCCAUAUACAUAUGCCCCAUCACCAGGAACAGAAAGUUCCUGGUCGUCUAGAGCUGCGCCUUUAAGCUGGUUUGAAUUACUUGCUACCGACGCUGCAAAUGCCGAUGACAGAUUCCUCUUAUCCUCACCUCAGCAGUUCCCGCGAACUCACGCCCACACACAUAACCAGGUUGAUACUGGAGAAGACCCACGAAACAGCUCCAAUCUCCGACCAAGAACAUUGCGUGAAAGUCAAAGCUUCAAUGCGGCGGCGUUUCCACAGGAUCCUGAAAUAGCGCAGCGAUUUGCGUCACAAACCCCCGAGUUGUCGUCUGCCAUAUCUAGUGUACCAUCCUCGUGGAGCUCGAAAUAUUUGAUUGAUCUUUCACCGCUCGAACACUAUCUGUUUCAAUACUUUGUGCGCAUCUCAAGCAAGUGGUUGGAUUUCUACGACCCAGAGAAGCAUUUCGCCUCUUCGGUUCCUCAGCUGUCUCUUCGCAACGUGGGCUUAAUGAGGGCUCUCCUAGCAUUGGCUGCACGACAUCACUCUUUAAGUGAAGGGGAGCCCGCAUAUCCCGGAGGAGUUCCAGCGCGGGCGGGGAACACUUCAUCUCAUGGAGAGAACACAAUUGACCGUAAUCUGGCCGUGCAAUAUUACUUCGAAUCCCUCCACUACUUGAACAAAGCUAUGCAGCACUCUUCCUACGCACGCAGUCGAGAAUUGAUCGCCACUGCCAUUCUUAUCAGCACUUACGAAAUGAUCGAUGGCUCCAAUCAAGACUGGGAGAGACAUCUGAAGGGGGUAUUUUGGAUCCAACGAUUCCAAGAUAACGACGGCGAAUCCGGAGGUCUCCGAUCGGCUGUAUGGUGGGCCUGGAUCCGACAGGAUGUGUGGGUAGCUAUGCGCGAACGACGUCGUGUCUUCAGUUUCUGGAACCCCAAGAAACUAGUAUCAGAGUUAUCUGCUUCUGAACUCGCAACUCGGGCGACAUACCUACUUGCACAAUGUGUCAACUACGCCUCGAAGGAGGAACAAGGGGCUUCAGACCUUGAACGUCGCUUGGAUCGCGGAAGCGAACUCCUCUUUAUGCUUCAGGAAUGGCAUGCUCAUCUACCACUUGAAUAUAACCCUCUCCCUGUUGUGUCAAGCACGGAGAUAUUCCCUCCUAUCUGGGUUCAUCCCCCAUCCUAUGCGGCUGCAUUGCAGGUUCACAGUCUUGCUCGGAUUCUUGUUACACUUCAUCGGCCCUCGUCAGGUGGCGUUGAGGAUUUCCGUGCAGCGCAGAAAUUGUUGACACUGUCCGUGAACACGAUCUGUGGCAUUGCGCGAUCUGUAGAUGAGAAUGAUCAAGCGGCGAAUAUUGUUUCUCUACAUACUAUAUUUGGAGCUGGUAUGUGCGUUUCGACUCCACAUGAACGUUUGGCGCUUUUGGAUAUUCUCGAAACUUGUCAGCGCAGAGUACGCUGGCCUUUGAAUUCUUUGACAAAGGAACUCGAGUUGGAAUACGGGAAAGACUCGUUUCAUGAUUUGCUAAGGUGA